Molecule: messenger RNA, 2028 nt
Organism: Pseudozyma flocculosa PF-1
Lineage: Eukaryota; Fungi; Basidiomycota; Ustilaginomycetes; Ustilaginales; Ustilaginaceae
Exons: 2
Coding region: 1-2028 (675 amino acids)
Biological process (GO): peptidyl-lysine monomethylation
Cellular component (GO): nucleus
Molecular function (GO): protein binding; protein-lysine N-methyltransferase activity
Source: RefSeq, a predicted model, not a curated record
AUGACGGACCCCUCCUCCUCCUCUUCCCUCUCCGCGACCACGUCGGCACCCGCGCAGCAGCAGCAGGAGCGCCGACGACAGACGACAUCGCCAACCGAGGCGCGCUUCCUCCGCUGGUUCCGCACCUCGGGCGGCACUCUGGAUGCGCGGUGCCGCAUCCAGCCCAUCGAGGGCAUGGGCAGGGGCAUGGUCGCCCUCGAGCCCAUCCCUGCCAACACGACCAUUUUCACCAUCCCGCGCCACGUCCUCCUCAACCUCAACACCUCGGCUCUCUCGGCCGCCAUCGCCGCCUCGCCCGACGAAGCCGCAAAGGCGACGUGGGCAGAGAUCCAGAAGAAGGGUUGGCUGCCGCUUAUCCUCGCCAUGCUCUGGGAGAGGCGCCGUGCUUCCCUCGAGUCGAUAGGGGCGACUACGACGGCAGCGGCGGCCAUCUCGGCAAAUGGGGCCGACGCAGACGUUUCCAUGGACGAUGUCGACGCGCCGCCUAGACCGGACCGCGACAGUGUCGCCGCUCUGAGAAGCCAAGACGAAAACGCCGCCGCCGCCGACGACGACGACGACGACGAGGGCGUCGAGGACCCCUCGAACCCGUACGCCACCAGCCCGCGCCCACCGGGCCAGCAGCGGUGGGGGCCCUACUUUGACAUCAUGCCGUCGCGCUUCUCGACGCCCAUGUUCUGGCCUGCGUCGGAUCUGGCCCACCUCGAGGGCACCUCGAUUGUCGACAAAAUCGCGCGCGACCAGGCAGAGGCCGACUACCACUCGCACCUGCUGCCCUUUGUCCGCGCCCACCCGCUCCUCUUUGGCCCGCCCAACGACGUCGAGACGUGGUACGACCUCGACAGCUACCACGUCAUGGGCAGCCGUAUCCUCAGCCGCAGCUUCCACGUCAAGAGCAGAAAGAGGGGCAGGGAGGGCGAGGCCGUCGACAUGGACGAACGCCCCGACGACGGCGACGACCAGGACGACGACGGCGACGAGGAAGUGGGCGAGGUCAUGGAUGACGAGCAGGAGGGCCACGAGGAAGGCCCAGAUGGCGAUGACGGCGCCAAUGACAACGACGACGAGCAGGCAGGCGACGAGACCAGGGACACGCACGACGACGACGACGGCGACGGCUCCGACAACGACUCCGACAGCUCCGACGACGACGACGAAGACGAGGCCGAGCAGGUGUCCGACAUUAGCAUGACGCCAAUGGCCGACAUGCUCAACGCGCGCUUCGCGUCGGACAAUGCCCGGCUCUUCUACAAGUCGCACCUGCUGUGCAUGCGCACGACGCGCGACGUCGAGGCGGGCGCGCAGAUCUUCAACACGUACGCCGACCCGCCCAACAGCGACCUGCUGCGGCGGUACGGCCACGUCGACGAGCCCAACGGCAACGACGUCGUCGAGCUGCACUCGGACCUCGUCGUGCGCGCCGCCGUCGAGGUCGUCGCCGCGCGCACCGGCACCCGCUCCGAGCGCGCCGCCGUCGAGCGCGACCUGGCCGAGCGCAGGGCGCCGACGGCCAAGCAGCUCAAGGCCGCCGCGACGGGCGGGGGCAUUGACGAGGAGCUCGUCGCGCUGGCGCGCAUCCUGGCCAUGCCGCGCGAGGCGUUCGACAAGGCCAAGGCCAAGGGCAAAGGCCCGAGCGCGCGCAUCGAGUCGGUCGAGGUGCACGCCGCGUCCGCGUCCGCGUCCGGGCCCAAGAAGGAGGUGAGGGUCGAGACGUCCCAGAUCCUGAUUGACGCCAUCGCCCUGCGUCUGGCGACGCUGCCGGGCGGGGCAGACGUGAAAGCCGACGAGUUGCUCCUCUACCCCGGCACCGGCGGCGCGGCGGCGAGGGAGCUGGGCGAGAAUGAGAGAAAGGCGCUCGUGGUGCGGCUGGGCGAGAAGCGGGUGCUGCUGGACCAGAAGCGGACGAUUGAGUAUGUCCUGGAUCGGAUCAAGGCCGAUGCGCGCGACCGGGAAAAGGAGAAGAGGGAGGCGGCCAAGCGCAAGGGCGCCGGCGACAAGGACAAGGGCGGCAAGAAGGCACGGCGGUGA